Molecule: messenger RNA, 842 nt
Organism: Leguminivora glycinivorella
Lineage: Eukaryota; Metazoa; Arthropoda; Insecta; Lepidoptera; Tortricidae
Product: PCNA-associated factor-like
Exons: 5
Coding region: 101-661 (186 amino acids)
Source: RefSeq, a predicted model, not a curated record
UUUUAUUUAUGAAAGUAAUAGAAUUUGUUUAUUGAAGUCAUACAGUGUUUAUUUCUAUAAAAUUAUUACUUUGUAUUUUAUUCCUUCUAUUUUUUAAAACAUGGCCAGAACAAAAGCUUCUGCUGGCGCUAAAGUGGCCUCCGGAAAAAGUAGCAAAGCAAGAUGUAGCGUAGCGGUACCCGCUAGUUCAUCAGGAUCCUCAGGUAGCAGUGACCGUGCGGCGCGCGGCGGCGGCGGCGGUGGGAACCCCGUGUGUCCGCGGGAGACCCCGAAGUGGCAGAAGCCCAUUACCACCUUCUUUAUAUGCAAGGAGCCUGCUCGCGGCUCUGAUAGUGAGGAUGAAGGUGUUGUAGCAUCUAGCUCCAAGCCUCAGGCUCCAAAACCAACAGUAGACUCGGAUGAGGAGCAGGUAGCGGAGAAACCAAUAAACAAAGAAUUGGACGAGUCUAUCGAGCUGCAGCCAUUAACAGGAGAAGACAGCCACAAAAUUGAAGAAUAUUACCCCAAAGGAGCCAAAGGCAAGGGAGUGGGCAAGAAAACUAAGGGCAAAGAAAACAUUGACGGCAAUGUUGAGAGGAGAAACUCGGCUAAACGGGAACUGGAAGAAAUCACUUUUGGGGAAGAGUCGGAACAUGCUAGUAAAAGGGUUAAAGUUAAUUAAAAUAAUAUUGUCUUCGGUUGCCGCGAUAGUUUACUCAUGAAUACUGAUGUGCCGAGGGAAAGUUUCCAAAAUUCUGAAAUUUUCACAUAGGAAAAACUUCGGUAACUUUCCACACUUUGUAUGGACAAUUGUAUGGAUGGAAACUUUUCAUUUCAUAAAUUUAAAUUCCCUUUAUUUUUCG